This is a messenger RNA of Capsicum annuum, 942 nucleotides long. RefSeq lists its product as uncharacterized. Lineage: Eukaryota; Viridiplantae; Streptophyta; Magnoliopsida; Solanales; Solanaceae. Bases 73 to 513 code for a protein of 146 amino acids. The transcript is spliced from 2 exons. The record is from RefSeq and is a predicted model, not a curated record.
CCCUUCUGAAUCACAAUAACCUACCCGCUCCCCCCACCCUCUCAUAGGGUCUGGGUUGGUCGGGCCUUCACCAUGUCAAGCUUCACCGAAGCUCCGGCAACACAACCGCCACUACCACCUAUUGCACCGCCAUUAUCGGCGGCGAUGUAUCCAUUGUACAAACAGAAAUCCUGGUCACCGGACACGUUUCGCGAGGAGGCGUGGCAGCGGCGGAAAGGUACUCAUGGAAACUGGCUUAAUAAGCCGAGCAAGAGCGUUACCGAUGAGGACCUUGAUGAGCUUAAGGCGUGUAUUGAAUUAGGGUUUGGAUUUGAUUCGCCUGAAAUGGAUCAGCGGUUGUCUGAUACUUUUCCGGCUUAUGGCCUCUUUUACGCCGUCAAUAAACAAUACACCGAUACGCUUUCGAAGACUUCGUCUUUGUCAUCGGUCAUCUUCGAUUCCGAGUCAAUCUCUCCUCCCGAUAGUCCUCACACCAUUGUUGAUCCAGGAGGGGGAACAAGAUCCUUUAGAUGAACUAGAGAGGUUAACGUAUGGUUGCUAAUAUUUCAAAAAUGGGUGUAGGAGAUAAUCCUCAGACAGUGAAGACAAAGUUGCGGCAAUGGGCACAAGUGGUUGCUUGUGCGGUGCGUCAAUCUUCAUACUAAUGGAUGCUGGAGCUGCAUAUCUGUUGAUUGGACGAAUAUGAUAUGAUGAUGGUGAUUUAUUGUAUCAGUAUUAUGUUAUCAAGGUAUUGAAGCCAGAAGGGACUAAAUCAAACAAAUCAUAGUUAAUGUGAAAGAAGUAUUCAUUGUUAAGAUUGAACCAACUUGUUUAAUCUUAGAACUAGUAGUCUGUUGAUAUGAUUUUAAUUAAUAUGAUUGUGCUACAACCACAAUUACAACUGGUCAACCACCACCAAACUCUUGUCAAUUAAUUGCUAGUAUCCAUGUUUGUUGAUAUUUG